Messenger RNA from Komagataella phaffii GS115, 459 nucleotides. RefSeq lists its product as uncharacterized. The record is from RefSeq and is a predicted model, not a curated record. NCBI's taxonomy places the organism in Eukaryota, Fungi, Ascomycota, Pichiomycetes, Pichiales, Pichiaceae. The transcript has a single exon. Gene Ontology annotation, biological process: glutaminyl-tRNAGln biosynthesis via transamidation. Gene Ontology annotation, molecular function: glutaminyl-tRNA synthase (glutamine-hydrolyzing) activity. Gene Ontology annotation, cellular component: glutamyl-tRNA(Gln) amidotransferase complex; mitochondrion. Bases 1 to 459 code for a protein of 152 amino acids.
AUGUUCAGGACAGCUGUGAGGAAUUACAGCUCCAGGGUGGGUCAAAAGUUUCAAAGUUUAGAGCAGAUCAAGGAGUACUUGAAAAAACCUACAUGGGACACAAAAACCCUUUUGAAGGGCUCACAGAAAUCCUUGGAAAUUGAUACACCCAAACUUCACAGGCUUCUCCAGCUAUCUGGGUUGUCCACGGACUUAGACGCUGGAAAGGAAAGACAACUACUAAAUGACCUUAAUGCACAACUGACCAUGAUGAACAAACUACAGGAGAUAGAAUGCAAGGAGUUUGAUUUGAUUGAAACUCAACAUUCUCCUCUGAAAUUUCAAGAUAUUCGUAACGCUACUGGUGAACUUAGACAGAGUUCAAAGAAGGGUGAAACAGGGCAAUGGAAUCCUUUAGACCUGGCUUCAGUUAAAUCAGAAGGCUUCUAUGUUGUCAAUGAAAAAUUAGGUAAAGAAUGA